UUCACGGCGCCGACUCAGUACGAACCAUCGCUAAUAUUGAAACAUUUCAAAUCGAAGCCCUGGUGCAUACCUCAUACUUCAAAUCUAAACAGUGACAACCAGGCACGGACGUUGUCACAGAUAGGGCAUGGGGAUGUUAGGAGGCUAUAAAAGCCUUCUAGCGCUAUGUGUAGGAUUUAUAAUCCUAGAAUGCACGACUUCACAAAGAAUUCUACCCGACUGGCCGAAAAUCGGUGACAGAAUAACACAACCAUUCCUUGACCAACUGAUGGUCAGUCAGUUGUUAGAGCAGAAUCUWACACUCGGAUUCUUCUUGAAAGGCCUAAACGGUCCUCCGGGCCCACCAGGUGCUCCCGGUCCUCCAGGAGAGGCUGGGCCGGCAGGUAUUGCUGGACCACCCGGUCCUCCAGGACAUGUGGGUGAAGAUGGUGCUCCUGGCGCUCCUGGUGCCCCYGGACCUCCAGGAUCAGCUGGUGCUCCCGGUCUUCCUGGUGAGAAAGGAGAUAUUGGUGAGACUGGUGCUCCUGGUGCGGCUGGUCUACCCGGUGCUCCAGGUCUUCCAGGUCCUCAAGGUCUACCCGGAGAUACGGGUUCAACGCCUGUCAUGCCGAACUUUACAGUUAUCUGCGAAGGAGAAAAGGGUUGGUUGCAAUGUAAACAAUACGAGCUUAUCAAGGUUACAAAAGCCUUCUGGGGUCGUGACGAUCACGUUACCUGUCCAAAGUUAGCAGCUGGUCUUACUAAAGACAGACUCUGCGAAGCCAACACUGAAAAUACACUUCAAAAGAUCAAUGGCCAAUGUAAGAACGAACAAGCGUGCGAAGUCGUCGCUUCAAAUAUUUUCUUCGAUGAUAACACGUGUGGUAAUGUGUACAAGUACUUAAAGCUUUGGUAUGAAUGUAUGCCUGACGAAGCGAAUGCAGUUGAUGUUUUGAAAGACGGGGGAAAGCGACGACGAAGGAAGCGAAAGCGUGCGACAAAGGACAAACGAUCCGCAACAGAAUAAAUGAAGACUUUAGUUCAUUUAAUGAAUUGUAGUCACUUUAUGACGCACUCUCGAAUUUUGAGUUUGCAAUCCCACCAAUAGCGCUUACUUUGUUGAGCUCAGUAAAGUGUACUUGACCAUAUGCUAUGGGAUACAAAUACACUUUGUCAAUAUGUAUGUAUAUUGGACUUUUCAACUUUAAUUUGAUACGGAUGUAUUAGUAAUUAAUACUCUAAGUAUACGAGUCCCUCGUUCAUUGGGGAUUAACCUGAUUUAGGUGUGAGCGUGUGACAUAGGCUAGUAGGAACUCGGCCGGUUAUCAAUCGUUAGUUUUGUUAAGCACUGUAUAAUAUAACGGGUUGAGCUGAGGAAUUAUGUAUAGAUAUUCAUGCCAAUGUAUUUUGGAGAGUCGGUGAGUUUGUGCUGAAAUAAAAUAACACUAAUUAAGUUCCUUACAUAAUUGUCUUUGUUAAAUACUGUACCGUGUAUGGUCCCGGGCCGUUAUAACGAUGCUCUAAUCCCGUAUGUUUAUAGAUAAGAGGGUCAUGGGUGCGUCAUUUGUUUUUAAUCAGUUCCAUCUGUAAUAACACUUGUAAUAAUACCGACAAAACAUAGUAAACUAUUAACUUAAAUCCUGG
Exaiptasia diaphana is the source of this 1623-nucleotide messenger RNA. RefSeq names its product collectin-46. The transcript has 4 exons. The record is from RefSeq and is a predicted model, not a curated record. The coding region runs from base 128 to 1006 and encodes 292 amino acids. Gene Ontology annotation, molecular function: carbohydrate binding. NCBI's taxonomy places the organism in Eukaryota, Metazoa, Cnidaria, Anthozoa, Actiniaria, Aiptasiidae.